UUCUUCUUUUGAAGCUCCCGGUUCCUCCACCUACCAACACAAAAAAAAAAAAAAACCUCAAAGCCUUCUUUAAUGUUCACAACCAGAGAGCUCGGAUCGCUCUCCAAUGGCACUAUCUCUAUCCUUACAACUCAUCCGAUUCCCUCCUCAAGCACUAUCCUCAUCCUCUCACCAUCUUCUCAUCUCUGACCUCGGCUCCGUCUCGCGCUUCUUCCGAUCUCCAUGUCUUUCCUCUUUGGCUCCGUCGCGGAACUUCACGAUGAAGUUAUCUUCCAGAACCAAGUGUUUCUCCAUGUCCACCGAGGAGGAACAGUGGAGUGAAUCGGAAGCGUUGGUGUCCGAUGUGGACGAAGGGGGAGAUCUUGCGGACGAUAUGGAUAUUGGUGUUCGGGAUGACAGCUCUGUGGCCACUGCUGCUUCCGCGCAGAGGAUUUCUUCCUCUUCACCGAGUGAUUAUCUGUCGCUUGCGAUUCGAGAGCAGGUUUAUGAGGUGUUAGAGGUUAAAGCUGAUGGAACCGUAUCUACCAGGAAGGUUAACAGACGGCAACUAUUGAAGUCAAGUGAUAACCGUUGGAUGACAAAUAGGCUUCGUCCACGUGAUAUCCGAAGUGUUGAUCCAUCUUUAUUUUUGACAAACUCAAUGCCUACAUUACUGGUCCGCGAACAUGCUAUUUUGCUUAAUCUGGGAUCGUUGCGAGCAAUAGCUAUGCAGGAUUGUGUCCUCAUAUUCGAUUAUAACCGUCCAGGAGGACAAGCUUUUAUUGAAUCAUUGUUGCCUCGAUUGAACCCAAAAAACAUGAAUGGAGUGCCAGCAAUGCCAUUUGAACUCGAGGUUGUUGAAGCUGCAUUGCUUUCACGAACUCAGCGUUUGGAGCAGCGACUAAUAAAAGUAGAACCUCGUGUUCAAGCUCUGCUUGAGGUAUUGCCCAACAAAUUAACUGCAGAUGUGUUGGAACAACUUCGUAUUAGCAAGCAGACAUUGGUUGAAUUAGGUUCCAGGGCAGGGGCUCUCAGACAAAUGCUUCUUGAUCUUCUGGAGGAUCCGCAAGAAAUACGACGCAUCUGUAUUAUGGGAAGAAAUUGCACGCUUAAUAAAAGAAAUGAUGAUGUGGAGUGCUCUCUUCCUUUGGAUAAGCAGAUUGCUGAUGAUGAGGAAGAAGAAAUAGAAAUGCUGUUGGAAAAUUAUCUCCAGAGAUGCGAAUCUUGUCAUGGUCAGGCUGAAAGGCUUCUGGAUUCUGCAAAAGAAAUGGAAGAUUCAAUUGCCGUCAAUUUGAGCUCGCGACGACUAGAGGUUAGCAGAGUGGAAUUGCUUCUCCAAGUUGGGACAUUUUGUGUGGCAGUUGGUGCUUUAAUUGCAGGAAUAUUCGGCAUGAACUUACGAUCAUACCUUGAAGAACACGUGUUUGCCUUCUGGUUAACAACAGCUGGGAUAAUUGUUGGCGCUGUUGUGGCAUUCUUUCUCAUGUAUUCAUAUCUCAGAGAUAGGAGAAUCCUAUAGCUAAAUACUUGUUCAGGUCAUUCAACACUCAAUCUUGGAGGGGCUGCUAUCCCAGUGAUGGGGAUGCUAAUUGUGAAGGGUAUGUCCAUAUAUCCAUUAUGUUCAUAUGAAAUAAUCAAUCUCUUCUCAUAUAUAUGAUAUAGCUGAAUAUAUUAUUAGGCCGUGAGCCAAUAUUGGCACCAUCACUCAGCUUGGUUUAUGAAACAAAAUGAGGAGAAAUCUUUGACUUUGCCUCCUAUCCUUGAAGCUCUCAAAUCAUCUCCAAUUCAAAUGGGGAGAGGGGAUUUCCAUUUCAUCUCAACCGAGUUAUUAUUAUUAUUUUUUUGAUAAAUAAUCUGCAUCCAAAAAUUUCGAUUAUCUACAUUUCUUAAAUUCGUUUAAUGUAUUAGAUUGAACUUCAGUGAUAUCUCUCACUUUGUUUUUAUACUUGAUUUAGAAAUUUAAUUGAGUGUAUGUUAUAUACCGUAGCACUCAAAAUUAACUGAAACGUUUUUAUUAAA
This is a messenger RNA of Benincasa hispida (wax gourd), 1998 nucleotides long. Lineage: Eukaryota; Viridiplantae; Streptophyta; Magnoliopsida; Cucurbitales; Cucurbitaceae. The record is from RefSeq and is a predicted model, not a curated record.